Vigna unguiculata (cowpea) is the source of this 4088-nucleotide messenger RNA. RefSeq names its product shikimate kinase 1, chloroplastic-like. The record is from RefSeq and is a predicted model, not a curated record. Gene Ontology annotation, cellular component: cytosol; chloroplast. Gene Ontology annotation, molecular function: shikimate kinase activity. Lineage: Eukaryota; Viridiplantae; Streptophyta; Magnoliopsida; Fabales; Fabaceae.
UUGCCAUUACAAAAAGUGGCUCUUCAUUAUUCUAGAGGCCGACACCGUUUUUUAUUAUACAAUCACUGUCUAGUUUACUUCUGAAUUCCACAGUUUCAAGCUGAAGCGCCAUGGAAGCUAUAGCGGUUCAAGCCUUUCGAUUUUCAGUUAUGCUGCAUUCCACGAAGCCUGAGAGAACAGGGCCAAAUGACUCUGUCAGAAUGUUUGGUGGAUUUAAGAAACAGCUUUUUGUUUCGUCAACGUUUCACCCACCAAGACCUUCAACGAGGAUACAGCGAAAGAAAAAAUCUUUGGUGGUUGCAUGUUCGCAUAACAAUAUUCCAGCGAGGACAUUGGAAUCUGAAACAUUUCAUGCUCCGGUUGAUGAAAAGUUGAUUUUGAAGAAUAAAUCACAAGAGAUCGAGACAUAUUUAAAUGGGCGCUGUAUAUACCUUGUUGGAAUGAUGGGCUCUGGGAAGACAACUGUGGGGAAGAUAUUGUCACAAGCGCUUUCUUAUGCGUUUUUUGAUAGUGAUGCCUUGGUGGAGGAGGAGGUUGAUGGAACAUCUGUAGCUGAUAUAUUCAAGCACUAUGGAGAGACAUUUUUUCGUAAUAAGGAGACUGAGAUAUUGAGGAAGCUGUCAAUGAUGCAUAGACAUGUUAUUUCUACUGGUGGAGGUGCUGUUGUGAGGCCCAUCAAUUGGAAAUAUAUGUACCAAGGAAUUAGUGUUUGGUUGGAUGUACCUGUAGAAGCAUUGGCUCAGAGAAUAACAGCCGUAGGAACUGAUUCUCGCCCACUUCUGCAUUAUGAACCGGGAGAUGCAUACACAAAGACUUUCAUGCGUUUGUCUGCCCUUUUAGAAGAAAGAAGUGAAGCAUAUGCAAAUGCCAAUGCCCGGGUCUCCUUGGAAAAUAUGGUAGCAAAACUGGGUCAAAGAGAUGUGUCAGAUUUAUCUCCAACUGCUAUUGCAAUGGAGGCGCUAGAACAAAUCAAAGGCUUUCUUAUGAGUGAAGAUGGCUGUUAAGCACGUUCUGGAAGAAUCUUCAACACAAGCAUGUUUUGAUAAUGCAUAAUUUUCUCCCCAAAUUAAAAUUGGAUAUGAGAAUGGUGUAUCCUUUUGUUUGGAACAGUAAUGAUGCAUGCAGAUAUUCAGUGUUUAUGCGUAAUUUGACGGCAUGCAGCGUUUAAUUUUCACAUCUUCUGUGAUGUUUGUAGUAAUGUGAACCGGAAAAAUCAGUAUGCGUGCCUUAGUUGUCACGUAAACUUAAAUAAGGGUACUGAGGAGAAUCCAAAAGAUAGGAGUGCUUCUUAGAAAUAAUUAUGAAGUUCAAUAAUUUGUACUUUGGUAAUAGUUGGUAGUUGCCUUUGAGACUAGAAGUUCAUUAAUAACAUUUUGGUAGUAGUUGGAUAGUUAUAUUAAUUGUGUUUUGGUAGAAGUUGUAUUAAAUGUAUGUGGUUGAAAGACCAAGUUAAAGGGCCUAUAAAUAGUGCUUGUACUCUAAAUGUAAGACACACAAAGUCUUAACAUAAAGAGUGUUUAUCCAUAAAUACUUGUUUGUCAACAAAUUGGCUUCAAAGCUCGAGAGCCCGAGUGUCUCAGUGCUUAAGGAAAAGUGUUUGAGAGUUAGAGAGUUUGAGCGAGAUGAAAAACUUAGCAAACAACAUGCCCCUGCCUAAGUUAUCAAAAGGCAUCAGCUAUGAUAACUGGAGUCUGCAGAUGAAGGCACUCCUUAAUUCCCAAGGAGUAUGGGAAGUAGUCGAAAAUGGAUACCAAGAACCUACAAACAUUGAAGAAUAGACGAUUGUCCAUCUUGUUGCGUUGAUAGCAACGUGAGUGAAGGACAAAGCAACCAUGUAAGUGUUGUACUAAGUUGUUGAUGAGUCCGACUUUGAGAAGAUAGGUAAUGCUAAAUCUUCAAAAUAAGCAUGUAUUGGAGAAGGCAUAUAAAUGGGAUAAUUGUGUGAAGUAAGUCAGACUUCAAACUCUUAGAGGCGAGCUUGAAAACAUGAGGAUGAAAGAGGAUGAAAGAGGUUGAAAGAGUUGCUGAGUACGUCACUCGUGUUGUGAUCAUGGUGAAUCAACACAGAAGGAAUGGAGAGACGUUGCCCAUUUGCUGAGUGGUGGAAAGAAUCUUAAGGUCGUUAACGAACAACUUUGAGAACAUUGUUUGCGUAGUUAAAGAGUCUAAGGACUUGUCAAUACUCUAGAUGGGAAUAGCUUACCGAGUCGCAAAAGGCGCAUGAGCAACAGAGAAGGAAAAAGAAUGACGAGUCUCUUAAUCAAGCACUACAAGCAAAGGAAACAAUAAAGGGAAAAGUUCAAAACACUCAAGGUAGAGGUUGAUAUCAAGGAGGUAUUGGAAGAGGUUCUAGUGGUAGUGGUAGAGGAGGACAAGAAGUGAAAGAGCAUUCCGGUCAAGAAAUUUGGAAUGGCCGAGGACGAAGAUCGUAGAGAGGAGGUCGGUCAAGCAGCUCAUGAGUUAAGUGUAUCAAAUGUGGGAAGUACAGUCAUUUUGCAAAUGAUUGCAGAUCAGUUAAGUGCUUUAGUUUUUGGAAGGUCGAGCAUUUCGCAAAAGAUUUCCAAUAUGAAAAUGAAAGAGAAGAGACAACCAAUCUUGCCAAAGAAGUUGAAGAAGAGGAGGUGUUGUUAAUGAUGGGAUGUAACUCGGGGGUCAAGAACAAGCAAGUUGAGAAUUUAACAAGAAAGUCGAGUGUCAUAAGUCAAUUGAGUAGCAUUGGUAGGUCGAUAAAACGUGCAAAUAGUCUGAUCAGCUUGAUGUGAUGCUUGGAUAACAUAGAAAGCUUAGUGGAGCAUGAGCUUAACUCGGUUAGCUCAGUGAAGCGUCUACAUAGCUUUGUUAAAAUGAUGGAACAAGUGAAAUGCUCGGAAAGUUUGGUGGAGAAGGUGAACAACCUGGAAAGCUCAAUGGAGCAGGUAAGCAAUUCAAAUAACUCAGUGAGAUGUCUUGAUAGCUUGGAUUACUUAAUGUAGAGUGUGGACAACUUAGGUCUUGAAGAAGACAAAUAUGUUAUUCAAAUUUUAGAGCUUGCAAAAGGAGAUUUGCAACAAAUAGUUGAAAGGAAGUUAGAAGUAAUGUAGAGUUACAGGCAGGCUUAGAGAGAAGAAAGCAAGUUUUGCAUAAGUGACGUCAGAAACUUGAACAAGAAGUGUUAAGUUUGCAAAAGCAGUUUUGUGUCAAGAAGGAUCUUAAAGUUGCACUAGAAAUGCAAGAUGAGAAGUGACAACUUGAAAUGGAUGAUGAGUUUGGUGUGAAUAAGGCAUGAGAGUUAUUCAAUCUCUUAAAGAGAGUUCGGCCUAUUGACAAGAAUUCGGUUAAUGACAAGUCGACCAUAGAGACAAUAAAAACUCAUUUAGGGAUAAGUCAACGAAGUUUGAGAAGAAGUCGGCCAAACUAGAGAACAAGUUGACAAAAACGAAAUACAAGUCGGCCACAAACAAAGAGAAGAACAAGUGAACUACAAUGAAAGCAAAGUCGGUCACGAAGAAAGUGAAGAAUUUGAAUAUUAAUGAAAGAACAAGCACAAUUGUGCUGCUGAUAAGUAUUAAAAAUACUUAUUAUUCUUAUUUUAUUGGACUUCUUAAUUGUACUUAAUCAUGUGUUUUGUGGGAAUUUUUAGGUUGUUUUUAGGUUCUUUUAGGUUAGAUAUAUUUUGUGUUAUAUUUGAGAUUAUUGUAUAGGAAAGUGAAUGAUUGGAGAAGAAGUGAGGUUAUUUUGUCAGGACCCAGUCGCCAAGCGAAAUGGACCAGUCGCCCAGCGAGUAAUCACCGGUCGCCCAGCGAGAAGACGAUUUUCUGAAGUGGUUAUAGUUUCGAAAACUUACACGAAACGGGGUGCUGGAGUGUGGGAACGCGACAGAACCAGAAAAGAGAGGAAAAAGCGCCAUUCUAGGGCAAGGAGACUUCACAACAAUUCAUCCAUUCCAUCAAAUUCAUCCAUCCUUUGUUCUAGAUGCUUAGGAGUGACUAAACUCCUCCUUCAUUGGGGUUGGAUGUAAUGAACCUAUACUCUUUGUAAUUUUCCUAUGCAAUGUAAUCUCUUUCGUUGUUCAUAUGUUUUAUCUCAAUUAUAAAUGUGCUUGAUGGAAA